UUCUACUGUAUCCACCAUGAGUGACGCCGUAGAGACUACGUCUGCUCCUGUCCCAUCAGUUGCUUCGCCGAAGAAGUCUGCAGCCAAGAAGACUGGAGCCAAAAAACCAGCUGCCAAACCGACUCAUCCUCCUGCCUCGGAGAUGGUCAACAAGGCUAUUGCUGCCUUAAAAGAUAAAAAGGGCUCUUCGCUCCCAGCUAUCAAGAAGUACAUUGCUGCCAACUACAAGAUCGAUGUUGCGAAGCAGUCCAUCUUCAUCAGAAAGUAUUUGAAAUCCGCUGUUGAGAAGAAGGCUCUCGUCCAGACCAAGGGAACUGGUGCAGCUGGACGUUUUAAGCUUGCAGUCAAGAACGAAGGCGAGAAAAAAGUAGUGGUAAAGAAGCCUGCAGCCAAGAAACCAGCAGCGAAGAAGCCUGCGGGUGAAAAGAAGGUAGUUAAAAAACCAGUAGGUGUUAAAAAAGCCGCAGCCAAAAAACCAGCAGCUGCCAAAAAACCUGUUGUGAAGAAGCCCAAAUCCCCAUCAAAGGCGAAGAAGAGCGGAAAAGCCUUGGCUGCUAAGCCCAAGACUCCAAAACCCAAGAAAGCAGCGGCACCUAAGGCCAAAGCUGCAGCAAAGAAGUAAAUACAAUCUCAGCUCUUAAACAAAAGGCCCUUGUCAGGGCCAAUACAUAUUUUAAACGUAUUUAUUCUGUUCUGUUAUCA
Molecule: messenger RNA, 702 nt
Organism: Copidosoma floridanum
Lineage: Eukaryota; Metazoa; Arthropoda; Insecta; Hymenoptera; Encyrtidae
Product: histone H1-like
Biological process (GO): nucleosome assembly; chromosome condensation; negative regulation of DNA recombination
Cellular component (GO): nucleosome; nucleus
Molecular function (GO): nucleosomal DNA binding; structural constituent of chromatin; double-stranded DNA binding
Source: RefSeq, a predicted model, not a curated record